Molecule: messenger RNA, 807 nt
Organism: Clavispora lusitaniae ATCC 42720
Lineage: Eukaryota; Fungi; Ascomycota; Pichiomycetes; Serinales; Metschnikowiaceae
Cellular component (GO): intracellular anatomical structure
Molecular function (GO): pyridoxal phosphate binding
Source: RefSeq, a predicted model, not a curated record
AUGAUCCGAUUCUUAAGACCAAACUCCCAUUUUUUUCGAUCAGUUUACAAAUACUCAACCAUGUCAUACCCUGAGGUGGAUCCAGCGAGACAGGCGAAGCUUGUUGAAAAUUAUGAGCGUGUGUUGAGCAAAGUAAAGAAUGCUGAAACAUCCAAACCAGUCAGGCUAGUGGCAGUGUCUAAAUUGAAGCCAUCUUCUGAUAUCAUGGCAUUGUAUAACCACGGUGUUCGUCAUUUUGGUGAGAAUUAUGUCCAAGAACUUACCGCAAAGGCCAAGGAACUUCCUAAGGAUAUCCAGUGGCAUUUUAUUGGCUCAUUACAAACAGGCAAAUGCAAAGACUUGGCAAAAGAUAUCGACAAUCUCUAUGCCGUGGAGACAAUAGAUGCAUUGAAGAAGUGCAAGAAGUUAGAAAAUGCAAGAAGAGCUGUUGAUUUUGCCCCUAUCAAUGUUUAUCUCCAAAUCAACACUUCAUCUGAAGACCAGAAAGCUGGUUACCGUUUAGAGAACAUGGAGGAGAUUUAUGAGACAGUUGACUUUCUCACAAACAAAACUGAAUGUAAAAAAUUGAAGUUUGAGGGACUCAUGACCAUUGGCUCUUUUGCUGAAUCUACGUCUGAAAGCGGUUUGAAUCAAGAUUUCGCAAAGUUGGCUGAACUCAAGAAGACCUUAGAUGAGAAAUUUUCUUUGGAUUUACAAUUGAGUAUGGGAAUGAGUAACGAUUUCACUACAGCUAUAUCUCAAGGAUCUUCGAGCGUGAGGGUCGGAACUUCAAUAUUCGAGGCAAGACCUCCUAACAACGGCCAUUGA